This is a messenger RNA of Acaulospora colombiana, 2151 nucleotides long. NCBI's taxonomy places the organism in Eukaryota, Fungi, Glomeromycota, Glomeromycetes, Diversisporales, Acaulosporaceae. The record is from the annotation of a GenBank genome assembly.
AUGUCACAGAUACCCUAUGAACCCAAUUUGUAUUCAGCACCGAAAUCCCCUUUAAUGACGCCAAAGUCACCAUCUUUUCGUCCGGCACCAGAAUCGCCACCUCACCCCCCAGGCAUAAGUUCAAACCAUAAUAAGCCAAGGGUAAACCCUAUCAUCGAUCUAUUAGAAACAGAAGAGGAAUACGUGAAUGAUUUGAAAACUUUGAUUCAGAAAACUACCACGAGCUGGACACAUGAUAAUCCGCCUCCUCCAGAGUUGGACAGAAUGUUCUGUUUGGUCAAUGAUGUUUUCAAAGAAAAUGAGGAUUUUUACUCAAGCCUGAGCAAGAUUGACGUAAAUCCAAGAAAUCCACGAUCCGCACAAGAAAUUGCAGAUAUAUUAAUGGUCUGGGUUGAUCAGAUGGAGAGACCCUACACGAAAUAUUACCAAGAGUACAGGAAAGGCUUUGAUUCUUGGCCCGAGAUUGAGGGAAACGCGUCUUUGCAACAAAUCUUGAAUACUAUUACCGCGGAAAAAAAUCGACCAAUGACAUUGGAUUACUUUUUCGAAUUACCUCUAAAACGAAUUUACUAUUACAAAAAGUUGUAUGCGCGAAUACACAAAAGUUCAGAACCCGGAAAACCAGAUUACGAGAUUUUAACCAACGCGAAUCAGCGCAUCGACAAUCUUCUCGAAUUGGAAGAACUAGCCAAAAAGAAUGCAAUAAGGCCACGUGAUGAAAUUCAGUCGAGCGAAGCGCAGAAUGAGAAUGAUGAUGAUCAUCAAAGGAAUAAUGUAAACAAAGAAACACGGAAAUUGACCUUACAAGAUCUAGAAGUUACUCUGGAUACGUCGAGAGUCGUGGAUUUGUUCACCAAGAGACCAAAAGUUCGUCAACUUUUGAUCUAUUUUCGAUUCGCGCUGAAAUUCCAAGAUUCACAAUUGCUCAUCACUCACGUCAAAGCUCACUUAUUCUUGCUGAGUGAUUUGCUGUUGAUUUGUCAAAGGUUAAGUCCGGAGGAGAAAAAGCAGAACCCUACAAAGGAAUUUUGGCUAUUGUAUCCUCCUAUGAGCGGGAGACAUCUAUCAGUGCUUGACAUGCACGACGAUAAGGAGGAGAACAAAGGACUCAAGAAGGUUUGGCUAAGCGGACUAGUGGAGAUGAUAGAAUUCACUUCUAACAUUAGUGCUCUCGUAAGAUCCCCAACGAAACCGAAGGAGGAUCUUGUAAAUCAAGGAGACAAUCAUCACGAAGUAAAUCAGGCGUUAUCAGAUGUGGAGAAAAAGAGUCCGACGAGCGGAAACUUUUCCAAUGAUCAACACCAAUGGUCUCAACCCAAAACACCAAUAUCACCUGAUUAUCCCCAAUUUCUCCCAGAAUCGAGUAUAUCACGAGAACCAGAGCCAAGUAUAGAACCGUUUGCGGAAACACUGUUUCAAACAUCGCUUUGCAAUGUUUCGACCUGGGCAGAUGAAUGGAGACCGUUGAACGCCCAAGAUAAUUGUUAUAUCGAGAUAAGGUUAACGAUGGACAAGAGAUAUUACAUGGUGGUUGUGUUAGAGAAUUAUCAGAUGAUCGUGCUUCAACUACUUAUUGAUCAAUCGGUACACGUGCAUCGAGAUUCACCGUGCGCCAUAACUAUUACCUGCGAGAUGGGCCAAAGAAGAGACUAUUAUUAUAUAAAUCUAUCGACUUCGUUUGAAGCAGAUAAACUCUUCACAUACUUGACCAGACCCGAAAAUAAUGUCACAGAGUUGAACGCACCAUCAUCCCUGUCACCUAAAGUAGAGACCGAAUUUGCGCCACGUACUUCUUCAUUGCAAACGCGUGAUAACGGCCUCCCUAGAGAAAUUGAAUCAGACCCAAUAAGAUUGAUCGAAUCAAGAUGUCGAGUAUUUUUGAAAAAUGAUCAUGCAAUGUGGACAAACUUUGGAUGGGGAACGGUGAAAGUGUUGCUGGAAGUGCCGUCGAAUCAAAAGAGAAUAAUGAUUAUGACCGAUAAGCAGAAAUCAAAGAUGGUGGAUGCAAUUAUUUGUGAGGCGGGCGUUGAAAAAGUGGGCAAGACUGGAAUUGCAAUCACAAUAAACAAUAUACCUGCAUCGUAUGGCGGUACAACGAUAAUUUAUAUGAUACAGAUGAAAGACGAGAUCGCUGCAACCAAGGCGUUCAAG